This is a messenger RNA of Clonostachys byssicola, 1058 nucleotides long. NCBI's taxonomy places the organism in Eukaryota, Fungi, Ascomycota, Sordariomycetes, Hypocreales, Bionectriaceae. The record is from the annotation of a GenBank genome assembly.
AUAUGCGCUCUCUUGCUACCAAGCAGUAUGGAAAGCCCGAUGGCUUUGAGAUCCUUGAUUUACCCCAGCCAGAGGUAAAAAAUCCGGAUGAUGUUUUGAUCAAGGUCAAAGCCGCUUCUAUCAAUCCAAUUGACCUCCAUGUCGCCAACGGGCUGGGCAAGGGUUACAUCCCUGGCAGUCUACCAUUCAAGAUCGGAUACGAUGUUUGUGGCACUGUAGUUGCCACCGGCUCCGAAGUGUCUUCAGAUGUCAAACAGGGAGACGAAGUAUGGGCCAGAGUUCCCGAACAGUACCGCGGCACAGCAUCGGAAUAUGUCAUCUCUCCAGCGGUCGCCACGGCGCAUACACCAAGCUCAUUGUCGCAUCUUGAAUCCGCGUCGAUGCCAUUGGUUUCUCUCACUGCCCUUCAGGUCCUCGACAAGGCCAAUGACAUCAUAGAGGGGGGCCUCGAGGGCAAAACUCUCUACAUCCCCGCAGGGCUAUCUGGAGUAGGGAGUGCCGCUCUGCAGCUCGCUAAGAGAAUAUUCAAGGCCGGCAAGGUCAUCACUACUCUCUCAACAGGCAAGAUAGCCAAGAUAGAUGGGCUUAUUGGCGAGGGAGUGGCCGACCAGAUUGUGGACUACACCAAAGAAGAUCCCGCCAAGGUCAUUCCGGCAGGCUCCGUUGAUUUCAUGUUCGAUAUUACCGGGCAAGCAAUGCCCAGCCUGCAUUUGAUGAAGAAGAACGGCUUGAUUCUGACGAUCAACGGAGUCCCUUUCGGGGAGAGCGUUAAACAGCGACUCCCUAACCUGCCUCUGAUCCCGCGACUGAUCUUGGGCACGUAUGGCACUGUUGUUCAGUUUAGGGCAUCAAGAUGGAGCGUGAAAUAUCUUCAUGUUUUUGUACAGCCGAGCGCGGAAGAUCUCACAAGGCUGCGUGGCUGGGUUGAGCAAGGCUUGAUCAAGCCAGUGGUAGGAAAGGUUGCCAAAUUUGAAGACAUCAAAGCCAUUCGUGAAGGGUGCCUGGAGAUUGCGAGUGGGAAGGGAGGGAUUGGGAAGUUUGUCAUUGAUUUGGAGGCA